UUUAGUUGUCAUAGUGAGAUGGUGAUAUACUGGGCGCAUAGUAACGUUGAUGGACAAGGGAUAUGCCAAACGAACACUGGAGGUUCCGUACCCUUGCUGUGUCCAUUAUUAGUGUGAGCUGCAUCCACACGGAGGUUGGACUGCUUUACGCAAGGGUUCGGGAGUUUAUGUCAACAGCGUUGCCAUGACGGAGCAGGUUGGUCCUCAGCAUCACGUGGCCGAAGCUAGCAUCCUUGUAGAUGCCAGCAAGCAGCUGGAAGGUGGAGAGAGCCUUCACUAUGGAUCAUUGCGGCUGCAGCUCUGCCUGACCACACCGCCACCGACUCAUUCCGCUCAAACAACACUCCAAACGCACAGGUUAUGCCACCCCACAGGUUGACUGGAAGUCCAACAGUGAAAGAGAAGGGCUGAUCCCCCUACCCCUGAGCUCCCACCGCCGCGCCCCUCACGGUCCCCAUGGCCACAGGAGGCCAUGCCCCCGAGACAGACGUGUUGAUCAACCUGCAUCAGGUUUUGGCUGAAGAGGAGAGGGAUCCCACUGAAGCAGAGGAAGAUGAGUCUGAAGAAUUGGAGAAGGCCCUGUCUGUGGAGCGCUUUGGGGACAUCAUCUUGGAGACCGCGGCCAAUGGCGCAGAGAAAAUGGGCCGCAGCUACAAUGAGAAAGACUUUGAGUACCACCGGCACAUGUUCCACCACACCCACCACCCGCUCUCCACCCACCUCCCCCCACCCCAGCGCCUCCGCAAGAGGGUGCUCAGCAUGGACCGCCGGCGCAAGAAGAAGCGCAAGAAAAAGAAGACCUCCAUGCCCCCUUCCGAGGUGACCCCUACCAUCCACGAGGUGGACGAGGAGGAGGCCGAGUCCGGCGCUGAGGGCCAGGGCCCUGCAGCCACACCCACGGAGGCGCCUGAGGACCAGCCGCAGUUUAGUUUGGGCAGUGAGGAAGACCUGGCAGCUCCCCUGCCUUCCAGCAGCUUCCACAUGGAGAGCGAACGUCCCCCGGACCCCCAGGAAUCCACGCCUGCCAAGGAGGACUCGGAGGAGCAGGAGGAGAUGCAGGAGCGACAGGAGGAGGAGGAAGAGGAGGACGAGGCACCCAGCAGGUUCAGUCCAGUUGUGGAGCCGGCCAGUGUCAGCACGCGCGGCUGGUUCCGGCGGAAGCCCCUGCAUCGCCUUCCGGGAGUCCAGCGCACCAGCUACGACCUGCGGGAGCGCAUCUGCAUCGGCAGCAUGACCGCCAUGGAGACGGCCGUCUACCAGAAGGUGCCCACCGACGAGGCCGAAGCCCAGAUGUUGGCCAGCGCCGACCUGGACGACAUGAAGAGUCACCGAUUUGAGGACAAUCCCGGGGUGAGGCGUCACCUGGUAAAGAAGUCUUCGAGAUGCCUGGUUCCCAGGACAAGCAACAGCUCGCCUCCUCUUACCAGUCUGAAGAAAAGAAAGAGGGCAGCCGACAAGAAGACCCACGAGGUCUUUGUGGAGCUUAAUGAGCUGAUCACUGACAAGAACCAGGAGAUGCGCUGGAAGGAGACGGCACGCUGGAUCAAAUUCGAGGAGGACGUAGAGGAGGAGACUGACCGCUGGGGCAAGCCCCAUGUGGCUUCGCUCACAUUCCGCAGUCUCCUGGAGCUCCGUAGGACCAUCACUCACGGUGCCAUAUUGUUGGAUUUGGAGCAGACCACUCUGCCAGGCAUUGCCCACUUGGUGGUGGAGACUAUGAUCAUCUCGGACCAAAUAAGGGCUGAAGACCGGGCCAACGUUCUGCGGGCCUUGCUGCUCAAACACAGCCACCCAAACGAUGAAAAAGAGGGCCUUUUCCACCGGAACCAUUCGGUCAACAGCCUGGGGAGCUUCCGUAACCAUAACCACGUGCCGGACACUGCCUUGCCCCUGGUUCCCGAGGACCAUUCCGGGAGGCGCAGCAGCAAGGCGAUAGACCACGAUAAAGAGAAAUCGCUCCACCCUCUCCCCGCUGAGAGCCAUGCCGCCGCCAGGUCCAUGAAGCUCAUGGCAAAGAUUCCCAAAGAUGCUGAGGCCACUGUGGUCCUCGUGGGCUGCAUGGAGUUUCUGGAGCAGCCUACCAUGGCUUUCGUUCGGCUCAGCGAAUCGGUUCUCCUGGAGUCAGUUCUGGAGGUGCCAGUCCCUGUCCGCUUCUUGUUUGUACUGCUGGGCCCAAGUCAAUCCAAUAUGGACUACCAUGAAAUUGGACGGUCCUUCUCAACACUCAUGUCUGACAAGAAUUUUCAUGAGGUAGCCUACUUUGCCGAUGAUCGUCAGGACCUGUUAAAUGGCAUCAAUGAGUUCCUGGACUGCAGCAUUGUGAUUCCGCCCUCUGACGUGGAGGGCAAAGACCUCCUGAAGACCGUGGCCUCCUUCCAGAAACAGAUGCUCCGCAAGAGGAAAGAGAGGGAGCAGAAGAAGUGUAUGAACGCAGCGCCGAGAACAGAGCAAGAGUCUAAGGACAUGAGCACGGAUGAGCAGGAGGAAGAGGACGUGCUGGACGUGGACCCACUCAAGCGCUCUGGGAUCCCCUUCGGAGGCCUGAUCCAUGACAUCCGUCGGCGUUACCCCCACUACGUAAGUGACCUGAAGGAUGCCCUGGACUCCCAGUGCCUGGCUGCAGUCAUCUUCAUCUACUUUGCUGCACUGUCACCCACCAUCACCUUUGGGGGUCUACUGGGGGAGAAAACACAGGGCAUGAUGGGAGUGUCUGAGCUCAUCGUCUCCACGGCAACUGUGGGGAUAAUAUUCUCACUAUUAGCUGGUCAGCCACUGCUCAUCAUUGGUUUCUCUGGACCUCUGCUAGUCUUUGAGGAGGCUUUCUAUAAGUUCUGUCAGGCUCAGGGCUUUGAAUACCUGACCGGUCGGGUCUGGAUCGGCUUCUGGCUCAUCUUCAUCGUGCUGGUGAUGGUGGCAGCCGAGGGGAGCUUCCUGGUGCGCUACAUCUCGCCCUUCACCCAGGAGAUCUUCGCCUUCCUCAUCUCCCUCAUCUUCAUCUACGAAACCUUCUCCAAACUCAUCAAGGUAUUUCAGGAGCACCCGCUGAUGAAAAGCUACCCGGCGGGCCUGCCAGAUGCGGCUUUCUUUGACCCGGAGCAUCCAGAGCCUCUGCUCAACCAGCCCAACACGGCCCUGCUCUCCCUGGUGCUCAUGUUUGGCACCUUUUUUGUGGCCUUCUUCCUCAGAAAGUUCAGGAACAGCAGGUUCCUAGGCGGGAAGGCUAGAAGAAUCAUUGGAGACUUUGGCAUUCCCAUUUCGAUCCUUUUCUCUGUAAUCGUGGACUACUCCCUCCCUGACACCUACACCCAGAAGCUCAACGUGCCCUCGGGUUUCUCGGUCACAUCUCCCGACAAGCGAGGCUGGUUUAUCAGCCCCUUCGGCGAUAAACAGCCCUUCCCUGUCUGGAUGAUGGGUGCGUCGGUGGUGCCAGCCCUGCUCGUCUUCAUCCUCAUCUUCAUGGAGACACAGAUCACCACGCUCAUCGUAAGCAAGAAGGAGCGUCGGCUGGUGAAGGGCUCUGGCUUCCACCUGGACCUGCUGCUCAUCGUCAUCCUGGGUGCUAUCUGCCCGCUGUUUGGCCUGCCCUGGCUCACCGCAGCCACUGUGCGCUCCGUGACUCACGUCAACGCCCUGACCGUCAUGAGCAAGGCCACAGCUCCUGGGGAGAAGCCCAUGAUCCAAGAGGUCAAAGAGCAGAGGGUGACAGGGAUGUUGGUGUCCAUUCUAGUGGGCAUGUCCAUUGUGCUGUCGGAUUUGUUGCGGAUCAUCCCCCUGGCUGUGCUGUUUGGUAUCUUCCUCUACAUGGGGGUCACAUCUCUGACUGGUAUCCAGCUAUAUGAGCGCAUCACCCUUAUGUGCACACCCGCCAAGCACCACCCUGAUCAUAUUUAUGUAACCAAGGUGAAGACCUGGCGCAUGAACAUGUUCACCAUCAUCCAGCUGUUGUGCAUCGUGCUGCUGUGGGUGGUGAAGUCCACGGUGGCGUCGCUGGCAUUCCCCUUCAUCCUCAUCAUGACCGUGCCGCUGCGACGCCUCAUACUCGCGCGCAUCUUCGAGGAGCGCGAGCUCCAGGCGUUGGACGCCGAUGAGGACUCACCCAACUUCGACGAGGACGGCCGCGAUGAGUAUAACGAGAUUCACAUGCUUGUUUAGCCACAGCCACAGUCACAACCCAAGCCCUCGUGAGCUAGCCUCUCUACCACCAACACUGACUAAUCCAAGCAAGCCACCGAACGAGAACUCUUGUUGUGACUCGGGUAUGUGUAUCUCAUGGAAGUAUGCGACGACUACCAUCAAAGCCUGUAGCAACACUCCUACACACAGGGAAGUUGAGUGUGAAUCUUCACAGCUUGUAAUUAGUCUAUGUAAAAAAAGAAGAUGAAGAAAUGAAGAAGUACCAUGUUUCACUGUUCCUUUUUGCUUAUGUCUUUUUACUUCUUUUACUGUUUUUUAAAUAUGUAUUUUGUCCAAAGAAGAGGCCUCCCAAUUUAGAAGCAUUAGAUAUGGACCAUGCACCUUAAACUCCUUACGCCAUAGUUCAAACAGACUCUCAUUUAACUCUGGUCAGUGACUAAAUUUGUUUGGAGCCGUUGAGUUUGGCGUCAUGGCAACGUAAACAAAAUACUCGGCUUCUCAAUCAGCUCUUGCUUUGUUUGAUUUUGUUCGACCAUAUAUAGGUAAGGCAGUUAGUGAACUGGAAACCCACUGAACAUGUUUCUACGUGUUCAGUUGAGUCUGUUGAAUCUAAAGCCCAGUAUGUGCUUUCUUAUGUACUGUAUGCACUGGCCAUAUGGUGUGAAUGUCUCUGUAGCACUUGAACUUUAAUGGUAAUACCAUUGGUAAGGGAAGGACUAGGCCAGUCUCUGUGUGCAAUUCCUGUGACGGUAUGCCUUAGUGCGGUAUGGUGGGUUUUAUGCAGUAGUGCUGUGCAGUUGGACUGAGGUCGUUCCCUUAGGCUCGACACAUUAAGCUUCUCUUUUUUAGUCACCAUAGAGCACUUAUACUAAUUCCUCUGCCAUUAUAUUCCAGUGCAGCUCCACCCAAAACAGAUGCACUGCAUGUUUUUUUAGACACAUACAUUCUUGUGUGUGGUAGCUUUUACUGUGUCUUUCUUUAUUAAAAAACGGUCAGCAUUUAGAUUCCCAUAUGAGAUUUUGAAGUCACCACCAUUGUCUUAAUGGUGUGAGUUAACUUUACAUGUAAUACCCUGAAUGAGUUUCUGUUUUUACUUUGUAUGCUUAAGUAAAUAACUUGAUAGUACUGUCCUGCCAAAAUAAUUUGAAGCCAUAGUAAUACAGGUUGGGGGGGGGGGGGGCAUAGUAAUACAGGUUGGGCUGUUAUGUGGAUAAUUUGGUUUGCUUCAUCAAUCAGUCGUCACCGUGACAUUUUCACGAUUCAUUUUGAAUGAUGCACUGAAUCGCUCCCGCUCUCUCCCGCCUUGGCACCGUACUUGGCUCCACCGCGCCCGGCCUGUCAGAUCACCGAAAGGGGUCACUGAGGGUACACGUUUGGCGUCCGUCUAAUCUGUCAAACUUUAACUGCAGUGAAGGAGUUGUGUGACCAGACCAUAUUCCAGACCCUGAUUCUGCACAGCCAAAAGAUUUAUGGUCUUGCAUUCUGGAUGCAGAGCCCCACUGCUGGAAAAUGAGGCCUUCGCCGAUGCCGUGGCCAGGCCUGUGAGUGUGACAAAGAAUGUGAAUGUAGUUUCUUGAUUAAUAACUCGCAGUUCCCUCAGCCUCCUCUGGAGAUGUGUUGUCUAGAUGUCUUUGCUCUCUCCAUCAGUGACAGAAUUGAGUCGGUGUCGAGGUGUGAGCCUGAGAAAUGUACAUGUCACAGGGUCGAGUGGUUUUGUCAUUUUCACACAGUGGUGUGGUCAAAAAUAUUAUAUAGAGAGACUUCAUUUUGUGUCUCCUUGCUGCUUUCCUGUCCAAAAUCUCCACGUAGGUGCCAGUAGUGUGGGUUGCUUUCUAGAUACAGACCAAGCUGCCCUUUCUUGGUGUGACAACUAACAGCAUGAGUCAGAGAAAGUUGCCCUUUAGACUGUAAAUAGUUUAUGUCCAUGGGUUUGCCGUCCGUUUUGUGUGGUUGUGUACAUAACCUGGGAGGAUCUUUCAGGUUGCACACGGACCGAUCCAACCUACUGCAAAGCAUUUUACACACCCAAGUGUUACUGUUUGGUCCUCUUCCCCCAGCGAAGAGUGUCAGGGCAGCUUGUGCAAUGAGUAUUUGUUUUACGAGGUGACAGGGACUAGACAUGAAGGGACUAGAAGUGAGUUACUGUACAUUUGUUUGGGAGGAACAUGGCUGUUGGUGUUUGGUAAAGCACAUUAGAAAAUGACUGCUUUUGCAUUGUUUGGAUUUGUUUGCUGCUCAGCAGGGUAUGGCAGUGCUGCGUAUGGUCCCGGGCCAGUCAGUCCACAAAGCAUCCCCCAGCUGUGUGACCGCGCUCUCUUCCACUGGGGUUCGGGGCACAGUUCGGACGCCAAAAAGAUCCCCGCUCAUUGUGUUCACUGUACCGCUGAUGCCAUAGUGGAGGUCAGAGCGAGUUUGUUACGCCAGUUGAUUUAUGGGCUUGCGAUGAUGUUUGAAUGAGCUCAAAUUUUAGGAGUGCCUGCCAAACCAGAAAAUAAAUGAUACGGCUCAGGCUAGUGUGGCAAGCUUCCUCAGUGGCUAUCUGGUUUGUGCGUUCUGACAGGAACAUGAUGAACUCGAGAGGUUUGCAGGCACUGAGAAAUGGCAAUACUGAGGAUGUGCAUUGUUAAUUACAGGGCCGGCACAAUUCUCCUGUCAGUUAGGGUGCAAGAUAUGCUAAUCCCCUCUUCCAUCCCACAUUAAUAAAGUGAAAAAAACUUGGGCCUGCUUUUCUCUUGCACUGUUUGGACCAGUUCAGUCUGAUGAACAUGAAACAGUGGAUGUUCUACGGGGUUGCUAGCUCCACAAUCUACAGAUGACUAUAUUUUACACAACGGACUGGAUUCUCCUGAUGUUUUCUGCCUUUUUGUGUUUUCCAGGUGUUGUUUAUGUUGUUUCCAUUUUUCACACUGCAAUAUAUCUUUGUGCAUGUUUGUUUCAUGCUAAGACACCAUAAAACCAACAUUAUCUCAGAACUGAUAGGAGCUAAAGCUCCAAUGAGGACAGGGCAUGUGUUGGAUCCACUAGAUGCAAGACAAAGUUUACAUUACUAUUAGAUAGCUCAAGCCACUCUUUCCCUGCCUUAAAGCGCUGGAUUGGAUUAUUCUGCAGAGAAAACCGAGAGCUUGCCCAAGGUCAUGCCUCCUCUGAUGUAAUCUCAUUGCUGGGCCCUGAUUACAGCUAGGCCCGUGUGUGUGUGCAUGAGCGUGUGCAUCCCCCCCCCCCAUAGUGCCGGCCCAGGUUACUAACACAACACUGCCAUUGUACUUCUCCUGCUUGGCAGGGGACUUUCCUCCACUGCAUGAGCCACUAUGCACAGAGUGAGAGAGACAAUACCUCAAGUUUUUCAGUUCUAAAUCAGCAGCCUCUGCCUAUGGAGCAACACAAAAUGCAAGCAGAUUUUUUUAUACUUGUGGUUUGUAUACAUGUGAAGGGGGUUUGAAAUAGCCUGGCAUCUAUAGUACCAACCUUCUAGGUAGGAGGAUAUGGUGAGAAAUCGGCGCCUUUUAGAAUUGUAGACUUGACAUUAAGGAACUUAUUUAUUUGUUUUAUACCAUUAUUUAAUCUAUACUAUUUAUUGUUUCAAUAUUACUUUUCACAAAGCACCCAUUCACGCUUUAAGAGGUGUGACUUCACCUGUUAUUAUGAUGGAAGUGGUUUUGGUGAGUUGUAGAGUAGAAAAAGGCAGUCCAGCAUUUUUGGCCCUUGAACAAAGAGACUGUGGUUAGGCACACAGCAGGUGUGACAUAGUGAAUGUAUAUAGUGCAGACAUACAGAUAUUGUUAUUCUUGACUUGUCACUUUUUGCCUGGGCUUUCACACCAAGGCUGUGGCACUCUUUGCAGUUUGCUGAGAGAUGGCAUUAGCGAGCACCACCCUUGUGAAACCUGAGGUGUGAAUGCAUCAACUACAAGGAAAUGUCUCGAAAUGUCGACAGAAUUUCCAGAGUAAACAGAAAAAAAUUGGCUGAAUCAGUCUAGGUGCUCUCUCUGAGAGAAUGGUAGCUGUUGGCAUCACAUCUGACACAUCUUAAGCAGCAGUCAUGGUUGCCAUGGCUGUAGACAGGUUGCUUUUCCCCGAAAUUGGGAAUAGCCCAGGGAGUCGGGCCCCUCGGGGAGGUGAAGGGGUCUUUGGGUUUUGGAGGGUGUGUGGAGUUGCAACAGUCAUACCUGCUUCAGUCACGUCAAGGUCGUGGUGCAGAGCAGUGGUGUAAACGAACACCCAUAUUUCUCCUUUUCAAGAAAUAAAAGAAAAAUAGCCCAGAGAAAAGUGGAGCUAUUAUUUGAGAUAAUAAAAGGUAUAGCAUUGCCAUUUCCUAAGUGUGUGUGAUUUCUUUCUUCUUUUUUUUUUUCAAACGUUGGAACCAGGAGAUAAAAAAGGAAAGAAUGGGCCUGGUGAAAGUACCUGGCAUGCACAGCGUCUGAAUGAGUUGUGUUUCGUUGGCUGAUACCACCCUGGUAGCACAGACCACCCACUCAAGAAACGAAGUGAUGUGUUAUUGUUCUGCUUUCUGGAUCAGCUGCCGUUCCUCAAGUUUCCUCUCAUUUCACUGAGUACUGUGGACACGGAAUGUGCUCCCUACUGUUCUGUCUGAUAUAUAUUUCUAUUUUUUAUAUGUUUGGUAAGAAAUAGACAAUCAGAGAAAAUGUUAGCAGUUAGAAUACAUUAAUUGUCCACUUACCAUUCAUCAUUACAGUGUACACACAGGGAAUUGUGAGAUACAUCAGCUUUGUCAAAAAGCAAAGAUUUGUUAGUUUUCCUCUUUUUUGUUUUACUGGCAAUUCACUCCACUUGAUACCCCACAGCCUCACAGUAGUGUGUGGGGAACUGAUAAUCUGUCCUAGGCUAUAACAAGUGUAAAUUAUGUGUAUUUCCGAUGGCCUAGACUUCUGAUUGUUAAUGUAUAGCAGGGAAUAACUACUAUCUAUUUAGUAACUUACACAUUUAUUGAAGUCUUGCAUAGGCUGCUCCUAGUGCUAGCACUUAAAGACCACCAUUUCCCCACAAAGGACAAACUCCAGACACUCCAGGAGGGGUGAUCUUUUAUGUAGAAAAAAGUGAUGCUUUACAUGCAAUACCAGUGUGUUGGUUUUCUGUCUGACACCUUGUUGAACAUGUGAGUGACAACCAGAAUUCUUGUUAAUCUCAACCUGUUAAGAGGUGUGGUCUGUCGGUGAGAAAAAAAUAAAAUAAAAAAGACAAACAUUUCUUGUAAGUUAAUAUAUGGUAAAUAAUGUAUUACUUUAGCAUUAGCAAUACCAGAAAUACUAAUGUUAUGUGGAUAUUCUAAUAGCAGAUAAACAUGCUAUUAUU
Molecule: messenger RNA, 9443 nt
Organism: Alosa sapidissima (American shad)
Lineage: Eukaryota; Metazoa; Chordata; Actinopteri; Clupeiformes; Clupeidae
Gene: slc4a3
Product: solute carrier family 4 member 3
Exons: 28
Coding region: 457-4152 (1231 amino acids)
Biological process (GO): transmembrane transport; bicarbonate transport; monoatomic anion transport
Cellular component (GO): plasma membrane
Molecular function (GO): solute:inorganic anion antiporter activity; monoatomic anion transmembrane transporter activity
Source: RefSeq, a predicted model, not a curated record